This is a messenger RNA of Homalodisca vitripennis (glassy-winged sharpshooter), 2010 nucleotides long. RefSeq lists its product as uncharacterized. Bases 235 to 1911 code for a protein of 558 amino acids. Lineage: Eukaryota; Metazoa; Arthropoda; Insecta; Hemiptera; Cicadellidae. The record is from RefSeq and is a predicted model, not a curated record. The transcript has 8 exons. Gene Ontology annotation, molecular function: zinc ion binding; protein binding.
AAAAAAAUAAUUGUCAUCAAGUAGGAAGAAGGUCAUGUUUAGCACCUUGGAAACCGAAACCUUAUUUUAUUUGUAAUUAAUCAAUGGUGUUGUAGAUGUGUUCGAGUGUGGAGUCAGAGUUUAAAGUUAGUACCAUUAGAUUCUAAUUAUAAUACUUUCAACAGUGCUUUUGUUCUAAAAUAAUCACAUUACUGUCAGUAGGCUAAAUGCUUAGUGAUACAUGUUAAUUGAAGAAUGUCUUACAAGAAUGGAGUGAACACUGAUGCACAAGAACAGUUAACAAUAUUCAUAGAGACAUUAACUGGGACUACAUUUGAAGUUAAAGUGUCUCCACAAGACAGAGUAAAAACUAUAAAAUCUAAAAUACAAAAAGUUGAAGGUAUUCCGGUUUCCCACCAACAUUUAUUGUACAAUUCCAAGGAGUUGCAGGACUCGUCAUGUGUCACAGAACCUUCUGUUGCCCUGCACGACCAGGCUACUGUCAAGUUGGUCCUGUCUUUGAGAGGAGGUCCUAUAAGUUUAGUACAUCAAGCUGUGCCAUUUAACCGAAACAUUUUAAAAAAUCUGCUCAAGUUCAACCGUGAGGAGCUUGAGGAGGAUCUGCCCCCUGGCUGCAAGAUGGCUAUCCUAGUGCUAAGGGUAGGAGACCAGCUAAACCUACUACAUAUUGUAGACGAUGUGGAUGACUCACAUGACUCGUUGUCUAAUAGCAGAGAAAAUUUGUCUAUUGAUUCAUUGGAAGAUGAAAUCUCAAAAAGCGUGGAAGAAAAUUCAAUAACAAUGGGAAAAGUCUGUGAUUUAAAAGAAAAAAUGGAAAAACUGUCGUUACAACGUAAAGGUCCAAAGGUUGAUAUAAAAAAUGAAGACGUGGGUGCUACAUCCUUGUCAAGAGAUGUUUUGCACCCUAGCAAACUUGUAGGCCCAAUUAAGCUUCCAUCCAUUGAUCAUCAAAUUAGGGGAGAGAUGUUCAAAAGUCGGAGUGAGUUUUCAAAAAUACCCGUUUUGCCAGAUAUAAUUCCCCGGCCUUUCCAGAGCACUUCCAGAGACUUGGAAUGUGUGACACUAGGGAAGGAGAGCACCUCUACUGAGAUAUGUGACACUAUCAGACCCAAGACUUGUCCUGGCUCACUAGCUGAGAGCCAGUUUUAUAAUGUCUACAGUGAUGAUGAGUGUGAAAACUCACUUCAGAUCGCUCAACCUCAUUUCAGAUCGUGUGUCAGUGCUUGUGCCUCAAAGCUUCACCAUGAAUGGGGUGGAGGAAAAACACUGUUACCAUCACUGAAUAUUCUGCCUCCUAUUUCUGGAGUUUCAGACAUUCUGAAUAACCACAGACAAGUAUCUAACACUGAUCCAAGAGACAUGCCAUCAACUCAAGUUCCUUCAAUUGAAAAACUAAGUGUUGUCCACAGGAAUCUAAGCAGUACACUUAAAUUGAAACAAAACCUAAGGAAAGACACUCAAUCUUUCUUAAACAGGACUGAAUCUAAUUUCUUUCCUAAAAAUGUAAACUGUCAAGAAAAAUCACUACAAGAGGGCUUCAGUAACUCGCACUAUUUACCUUCAACCUCUCACGAAUUUUUCCCCACGCCAUCUAGUGAUUUUAGCUCCUUAAUAACCAAAAUGGACUCUUCGAGUUGUGAUCUGGCCACAAGUAAAAUAAAUAACCAUGUCGAGGAGCCCCUACUUAGUAAUAAAAAAAUCUUUGACAAGAAGAGUAGACUUCGAUGUGCUGAAUGUAAAAAGCGUUUGUCACUAACCAAUACAUUUGAGUGUAGAUGUGGAUUUGCAUUCUGCUCCUACCACAGGUACUCAGAAACUCAUCAUUGUACAUACGAUUUCAAGAAGGAAAGUCGCAAGAUGCUGGAGCAGGCAAUUCCAUCCGUUGUUGCACCAAAACUGCCAAAAAUAUAAGCCCUUGUUGUUUUUAAACCUACUACAAUAAACUUUUAAAAUUCUAAUACAUAUUUUUUAAAACUUUAAUCGAUUAAUAAAUGUUUAGAAGUACUACUA